This is a messenger RNA of Tarenaya hassleriana, 2185 nucleotides long. RefSeq lists its product as uncharacterized. The record is from RefSeq and is a predicted model, not a curated record. Bases 149 to 1543 code for a protein of 464 amino acids. The transcript has 8 exons. Lineage: Eukaryota; Viridiplantae; Streptophyta; Magnoliopsida; Brassicales; Cleomaceae.
UUAUCGGAAGUGGCUUGUUUCGUCUGUUCGGUCUGGUCUGGUCUUUCCCCGUACUCGCGGAUUUCAAAAGCGAGUUACUUUUCCCAGAAAUUUUCUCUCUUUCUCGGCAGAAUUCCCGGAAAAAUCUCCCCAUCAGUAGCGGUGGAAGAUGGUGAGGAAAGAGGACGUGGAUUUCUACUGUAGCUUCUCGCGUAAAGAGCUUCAAAGUUUAUGCAAGAAAUAUAACUUGCCGGCUAACAGGUCAAGUUCGGACAUGGCUGAAUCACUGGCUUCUUAUUUUGAGAGAAACAGUUUGAGUGGAACAGGGAAUGCGAAAAAAGGUUAUGAUGAUAGUAAAUUGGAAAAUAUCAGAGAGGUUCAUUCUCAAACUGCAAGGGCUAGAGAUACAGGCUUUACCCUUGUGGAUAAGACAUAUUACCAGGAAAUGCAUGGUGGUUCUGUUGAAUCUGCAUGUGCUCGUCAAUUUAUCAGGAGUUUGAAUGAAAAAGGCCCAACAGGAGAUUCGGGGAAGGAUCUUCAUCGGGGAAUGGACUGUUGGUUAGAAAAUAGAACAACAGAGUUAAACACAGAUGAACGUCCUCAAGAAACUCAUUCCCCACGAUGUAGAACGUAUUCCACGUUUGAGUUUCAUGUCAGUUCAGAAGAGGGUAUCAACCUUUCAGUUGAUCUAAAUUUCAACCCAUCAGACUGGAUCAAUAGUAUGACAAAUGAGGUCCGUAUAUGUAAUAGCAUCCGUUCCAAGAAAUCUCGACUUUCUGAUGAGGGCACCGAUUACCAUACAGAGAGUAAGAAACAAAAAAGUGAGUCCCCUUUGAACGUAAAUCCUGGGUUAGGCAAGGAUGGUCCUGCAGUGGAAGAAUCUUCUAUAAGCCUGCCAUUGAAAGGCAACAGUCAAAUACCACCCGAUCAUCAGCCCAGCGGUGGAGGAUCUUUAACGUCAACCGUGAUAGAGCCAUGCAGCACAAAAAGAGAUGCCUCGGACAGGUAUAAGGAAGACCAAAGGCAUAAUUUGUACAUACCUGAUCCUGAUGCUUCAGCACCUGGCCAGAUUGUCUCUUGUGCUGAAUUGUGUAGUAACAGUUGCUGCAUGGUUUCACUUGAGUUGGACUGUGUUAUGUCUCCUGGAAAGAAGACGGCAAGUGAUUCUGUUACUGUUACUGCAGAAUGUCCAAGUACUCUUGAUACACGAGAUAAUCUGAUGGGUGAGCUCCCUAAUGAAAUUUCGGAGAAUCCAUCCCAAGAAAGUCCUCGCAAAGUUGGAAACUCGAGUACUGUUACUCCUAUAUGUCCAGGAGGAGGUGGUUCUGAAACAUCAUCAUCGGAAACAACGCCCUACCGGCUGAAAGCUUCAUGCUCUCCUUGUAAGACCAGUAGAUCCCCAAAUCUGUCUGAAUCAGAGCCCGUCAAAGAUACAAAUGCAAAAGCUUAUUCCAAAUUAAUCUUCCAGUACAAUGCAGGCAAGAACUGUUUGGCAUCAAAUGUGGCGGAGCAGGAAAAGAGCGAAACCAUUAAUGGGCAGGAGCCGACAGAGUUACUUGUUUGAACAUCCCGCAUAUGGAACAUAUUUUGCAGUGACAGAAGAAUGGCUAUUUACUUCCUUCCAGAUUUUCUCCCAGUCAAUCUUUUGGUAAAAACCUGAUUAAAAGGAGUAAAACCUGAUAUAAAGAUGCCAAGGAAUCACCCUUCUGGCAUAAAGAUGUGUGCUGCUGCUUUUGGAGGAUUCAUUUAUGGCCUAUGAAAAUAAUUUAUUCAAGUUCAAUCAGAUCACUUCUGACUACCAAUGGGUUUCGCCAUGACAGAAGCCAGAAGUCAGUGGGCUAAUAUGUGCGGCCAUAAUCCUACAAUUGCCCUUUGUCCGUAAACUUUUCAGAAACACGAAAAAACCCUGUGGAGAGUGUAUUUUCGGCGAGGAAAUUUCCGUGCGAGCUGGGGAUUAGCCUCCAAAAACUUGCUGCAUGUACCACAGCAGUGGAAGAAAUGUAAAAAAAAAAAAGGCAUGUACCUGAAACGUUUGUAGAUGUUCUUGACUCCUGUAUUGUGUGAAUCCUUAGAAUGGCGAUGUAAGCUUUGAUGUUGAUAGUUUAAUUGCAGGACCCUCGUGACAUGUUUUUGUUGCCAAGAGGAACUUUCAGAGUUGUGUUUAUAUUGCAUGUAAUAAGAUCCUCUGCUAUAACACUUACAGUUA